This is a messenger RNA of Podospora pseudocomata, 1780 nucleotides long. RefSeq lists its product as uncharacterized. Gene Ontology annotation, molecular function: oxidoreductase activity, acting on paired donors, with incorporation or reduction of molecular oxygen; monooxygenase activity; iron ion binding. The transcript is spliced from 4 exons. Lineage: Eukaryota; Fungi; Ascomycota; Sordariomycetes; Sordariales; Podosporaceae. Bases 1 to 1536 code for a protein of 511 amino acids. The record is from RefSeq and is a predicted model, not a curated record.
AUGGAGUUGCUCAUAUCUCUCUUGUCAUGGCAAUCGAUUGCAGUCCCGGCGGUUGCCUACUGCCUCACUCUUGCAUUCUACCGCCUUUACUUGGAUCCUCUUGCCAAAUUUCCCGGCCCAAAGCUCGCCGCAAUCACUCGCUACUACGAGGCGUAUUACGACGUGGUCAAAAAGGGACAGUAUACCUUUCGCAUCGCCGAGAUGCACAGGCAAUAUGGGCCCAUCGUCCGGAGCAGUCCUUACGAGCUUCACAUCAACGACCCAGCCUAUUUUGAAAAGCUCUACCGCCACGAGGGGCGCUGGAACAAGUACGACUGGUCGGUCGAUGCCCAGAAUGCCCUUGGUGCCAUCAUCUUUACACCGGACCACCACGAGCACAAGGCCCGUCGGGCACCGCUUAAUGCCUAUUUUUCCAAAUCAAGGGUUGUCCGCCAUCAGGAUAUGAUCAUCCGUAAGCUAGAAAAGCUCUGCGGGCGGAUUGGCGAGUUUGCAAAAGCUGGAAGAGUGAUCGAUCUCGGCGCUGCUAUAAGUGCUUUCCAGAGGGAUGCUUCGACAGAGUAUGUUCUUGGGAAGGACUAUAACAGUCUUGACCAACCGGACUUCAGUGUCGGUAUGACAAGAAUCAUGCAUGGUGGCGGAAGGAUGUGGCACUUGACCAAGCACAUCCGCUGGUACGGGCCUGCUAUGCUUUCUAUUCCGAAGGAGUUUCUCAUCAAGAGCGCUGAUCCGGAUACGUCAAACUUUAUGCGCUAUGCGCGAGACAGCGAAGAGGACACCGCGCAGCUACUCAAAGCGGCCGCUUCUUACAACCCGGAUGAUGACACCCCCCGAACCAUCGUUCACGAGAUCUAUGACUCCAAUCUUCCCCCCAAGGACAAGACGAUCAAGCGUGUCUUUGCCGACGUCGUCUCAGUGACGGGAGCCGGCUUCGAAACAACAGCCAGCCUCCUCCGGCUGGUUAUCUACAACGUCUUUAGCAACACCGACAUUCUAACUCGCCUGCGAGCCGAGCUCACCGAGGCAGCUACUCGGUCCUCGUCUCCGGAUGGAUCUAUCCCCCUGCAGACACUUGAACAGCUACCGUAUCUAACGGCCGUUUUGAUGGAGGGUAUGCGCUUAAGUCCUGCUAUUGCCUCCCGCUCUCAGCGUACCGCUCCCGACAGAGAUUUGAUCUAUGACAAGUAUCGCAUCCCGGCUGGAACACCUGUGGGCAUGACGGUUCUGUUGAUGCACACGGACGAAAGGCUGUACCCGGAUCCGCAUCGGUUUCAGCCGGAGAGGUGGGUAGAUCCGGAGGCGAGGAAGAAGGCUGAGAAGACGUACGCGCCGUUCUCGAGAGGUACGAGGAUCUGUCUUGGGAUGCAUCUUGCCUGGGCAGAAAUGUAUCUGCUUAUGGCUGCGAUCGUGCAAAAGUUUGACUUUGACUUUGAUGGUCUCACACCAAAGGACCAUUUCAAGGUCGUGAGCGACCAGUUCAUCGUCAGCACCAAGGGGAAGGCUGUUUUGGAGACAAGGGUGUCGCUUCGUCAGCGUUGAGACCGGUCUGAAUUGUAUCUCUGGAAAGUGGGAAGAAAAUUCAUGACGACGGUUGGCACGGUCAUAGGAAAAAAGCAUCAGGGGUUUCAGGGGUGGAGACCCACUUUUUCCCCCUAUCUCUCCCCUAACUGAGUACAAAUCAAAUCAACCCAAGCGAAUUCUCACUGUGACUUGAGACAAUCCCACUGUGCUCUCAAUACACGUGUCUCCCCCACAAGCUGUCCAACCAAGUCGGACAUUCGCC